Molecule: messenger RNA, 16932 nt
Organism: Paramuricea clavata
Lineage: Eukaryota; Metazoa; Cnidaria; Anthozoa; Malacalcyonacea; Plexauridae
Source: the annotation of a GenBank genome assembly
UACCAUUAAGGGGCGGACCAUAAAAAAAGUGAUAGAGGGUGGGAAAUAUUUCACCUUGCACACUUUUUUUGCUGUCUGCUUGUUCUGGAAUUUUUUUCAGAAUUUUGAAGAUCCUCUUUGUACGAAUUUCCUCCUUUUUUCCUUUGCGCGUUUUUCUUUGUAUUUUUGCCCACCACCACCACCCUCUCUAUCACUUUCCUAAUAUUCCGUGCCUGAGCUUUCCAAGCACCUCUUCCCUCAGUGUUUGACAAAAGUGUUACAGUUCAGGACUUACAACACUGAUCAGUUGUCUAAACAACCACCAAAACCUGAGUGAAUAUAGUUAUUAGUGUAUAUCAAUAAGCAAUUAAGCAUAUAGUAUGAUAAUGUUCUAUAAUGAAUGGCCCCACCCUCUGACUGUAACCAGUUAAACAAUGUGACCACAAAUAUCCCAGGUCCUUUCUAAUAAGAACAUAUCCUUUUUACAAGUUUGGCAUUGUAUUGUUUGGCUGUUUUAUAUUUUGGUUAUUUUCAUAUUUUCUAUUAGCAUCCGGUGAUAAGGACUUUGAAAGUUAUGUUUAUGAGAGAAUUUUUCGUGGUUUGGAUGUGGUUGCUCAAGUAACAUUUUACCAAUGUCAUGUUCCCGCUUCAAUUAGCCUCUCUAUCUUUAUUCCUUCAUUGGACAUUACAUGGAAAAGUCAGAAUCUCACGUCAGAUAUAAAGCGAGUACCACUUGGUAAGAAUUAAUUUUAUUUCGUCAUUGGUUUUGGUAAACGACAUUAUAUAAUAACUACAGUGAAACACGCAAUUUGAUUGGUCAACAGCCGUGCAGGAUCAGACAAUCCUGCACGGGAAAUUCUGAACAGAAAUUAUUGCAUAUAAAUUUACAAAUAUACUCGCAUUGUAAAGUUUCAUUGUACGAUACCUUUCGACUUUGAAGUAAGUUUCCAAUUAUUGAGACGUUGGUUUAGUUGUACGAAUAAAUUUCUGAUCGAUACAUUGCUAUUCAGCAAGUAGCAACGCGUAAGCGUUGAAAUUCAUCAGACCAUGGCAUGAAAGUACAACAUCUCUCGCUUCAAAGUUGAUCAAACGCUUCGCAAUCUUCACAUAUUCAGCUGGAGAAUCUUCACUACUACUUUGACUGUCUGUUUAGCGGGUUUUCCAUUUCAAAUUUCGUAUAUUUUAUCGAAAAAGUCCCUGUAUUUUCGCUGUAUACUUUCGCGAAUUUGCGAUCAAAUUCUGUUCACACAUGUUGUUGUUUUCAAUAGCGUGGAUUAGCGAUUCUCUGAUUGGUUAAUUCACGAAUGUUGUGAGAACUGCACAUUUCAUCAGUAAUUUUAAUCAAGUUAAGCGUCGUUUCACUGUAGUAAUUUUAUAAAACAAUUACCAAAUGGUUUUCCCGUACAGGAUAGCAUGAUCCAUGCACUUGGGAUGUUGCUCGACUUUCGGAAAGCGUAAAAAUACACUCGCCUACGGCUCGUGUAUUUUUACGCUUUCCGAAAGUCUCGCAACAUCCCUCGUGCACGGAUCACGCAAUCCUGCACGGAAAACCAUUCGGUAUUCCUUUAAUAAGAAACCUUCCUGUCGUACGCAUGCAUGUGCCUUUUAUCCGUCGAUCGGGAUAUUAUUCCCGUAGUUUACUCAAAUAUCCACGCAAGUAAAAACACGCAUCGCUAGUACUAUCAGUUAGGGAUUCCAAUAGAGGACGGCACCCGACGAUUUUCUCCGUCUAUAGCGUAGAUAAUCGCCGGCUAUUUAUCCAGAUUAUAAACCAAAAUAUUUCGUCGUUACCAAAGAAAUGCCAAGGGAAAGGUUUCUUCCUUUUAUAACAAAAAUUCUACACGAUAUUCUUAUCUAAAUGUUUGGAUAUGACAAAUCUACAUACACUGUAAAGGCCCAUUUACACGAUACGAUUAGUUGUAUACGAUUGUCAUUCUGACGAAUGAAAACGAGUGCUAAUGCCACGUUAUUGCUCAUUCGCUAAUGGCGAAAUUUGAAAUGUGACGUUUGUACGCGUGUUUAUUCGAUCACAUACGCCAGAGUAAGAAUCGUAUACAACUAAUCGUACCGUGUAAAUGGACCUUAACAACUCUCCAGAAAUGGCUGCAAAUGCCAUUUCAGAUGGUCUAAAUUUCAAAUCGGGAAGACGCCCUCGAACCCCCUCCCCCUGGUGAGGUACCUUCGGAACCACCUACUUUCAGAAAGCCUGCUACUUUCAAAUUCUAUUGGGAACCCUGUAAGUCCUGUGUAAUAUGGCGUCCCCCAAAAAUCGAACCUAUCUAAAUUACUAUGUAUCCACUGCAAUUAUCAAGACGGACCUGUUAAAGUUAAGGUGAUUCAUCAGUAAUUGUUCUGGAAAUAAGAAUUUGCUGAAACUUCCCAGGGUUGAAGUUUAUGAUAUGCUCAUAGUAAAACCAGAAAAAAAGUUGGGGUCACCGAACUCGUUUCGAAGAUAUGACAAGUGCAAAUAUACCACCUUUUCCCCCAUAUGGCGCCAUCUUAACCCUUGUACGAGUUACAGGAACAGUCGCAAUUACUCAACCGUUAUUGAAUUUUUUAACAAUGGUCCUACUAAAAUUGUCUAUCUAGUGAUUAUAUAUACAAGAAAACAUGGUAUUUUAGCGAAUCAAAAAUCAUUGACGUGCAUUGUCGUGAUGCAAAGAUGUCUUUUCCCAUAUUCCUGAACAUGUUAUUUUGGAAGCAUGCCCGAAAAAUGUAACAUAUUAUAAGUUGUAGAAAUGAUUUUUCUCCUAUUUUCUGAUAUGACAUGUAAAACGUAUAGAAGAACAAAAAUAUAUGAUUAAAAAGUAGGAUCACGGACCUUCUAAAAAGGGAUACAAGGGUUAAACAUGCAACAUGAUGUGGUUUAUAGGCCGUAGGAUGAGCAUCCAAAAGAUGCAAUUCCGUUGCACCCCUCGUGUAACUACGUAAUUUUCACAUGAAUAAAUAGAUAAAAACUUACUUUAUCAGAAUCCGUUGCUCCCCAAGCGAAACAGGUGCACAAUUGAGAGAAAAAUCCCUCCAAAGUUUGAUAUUUUCGCGCUUCGAAAUACUCGAACCGCCAUUAUUUUGGUAGCAAAUACGCAUGCGCAACUCAGCCAAACUCGCACUGCGCACGCGCAGACUAUAAAAAUAGAUUCUCACUGGGGGUUUCCCCGAUUUCCUCCGCAAAAACAACAAAAUAAAAUCACGGAAUACUGAUAAACCUUGUAAUAUAAAUACACCCGCAUUAAAUAUUGUUAAAAACACAUUGUAUAUUUUGCUUGCUCAUAUGCUAAAUCACUUCAAUUCAUUGGCUAUUGUUUUAAAAUACCGUUUUAUUCUACUUUAUAUUAACAUCCAAUUCAAUACAAAUUUGUGUGAGGUAAAAAACCCACCUGUAUCAAACAGGACGAAGAAAUAAAAAUUAUAUAUACAUACAAUUCACACGAUCAAGGAACAAAUGAAAUAUUUCGCUAAACUUAAAGCCUUGGCCAAACGUAAGAAACAAUGUCGCGGAAAUAUUCGUGAUUUUUAAUUGGCUUUUAUUGCAUUUUAUGAAACACUCUUUAUCCGUUUGCCGACGCUGAUAAGACAAUAUGACAUACCGAAAGAUUGGAAAGACAAAUAAUAUGACAAACAGCGUUUCCCAGUUCAUACCGGGCUUUAAGGGAUAUUUAUAUAAACUCGAAAUUCAUCAUAAAAAAAGAUAAAUUGGGAGCAAAUAUAAAAUCCAUAAUUUCAUUAUAGCUAUCUAUAAUUGAAAGAAAUGUUUUCAUCUUUGAACCCAGAUUUUCAUCAGAGCAAUAAAAUCCCACUUAUUGGAUCCUGGCCAAGGGCUUGCAUGCUCAAAACGAGAUUGCAUGUAUUCUGCAAUAAGCUGUCCUGGCUUUUGUCUGGUAAAGUUCUACUUCUCGUAUUUGAACUAUUACAUGUAUUAUAUUUAUAUUGUGACAUAAGUUGGUAUUUAGCCACUAUCUAGAAUAACGAACGAUACAUCCUGGUUUUUCUUGUCCACACUAGUUGACUUUUUCUUAUAGAUUUAAUACUGCUGUGCAUUUCAGCUCCUCCACCAGGGUGCAUUUUAGCUUCCCAGACAUGACCAUACUGUUACCCUGUCCAUGAGAGGGAUAUAUGUGUUGAUAAUAUAAAUACUGUGGAUCCGAUUGAGAAUAUCGACUAAGUAAAUAAAUACUGAUCUACUCCACUGAUAAUAUCUAUGUGCAUUACCACCAUUGUUCACCUCAAAUCAUUAAUAAUUCAUGAGCAAAUUAGCCAACCAUAUUGCUUUAUUUUGCUCACAUGAUAAUACUAGAUCCCUUAUGAAGUAUAUUGAUCCUGUAGUGUCCUAGAACUGGAUUAAAAUUAAUUCAGUCCUUGAACUGGAUCAAAAUUAAUUAAGUAGUGAUUUAUUCAUAUAUGGAUGUCAUUUCAAAUCCUCCAAUUCGGACUGGACUAGAUUUCAAGUCCUCACAUUUUGAUCCAGUCCUCUGCUUCGCCUUGGACGUCAUCAAAUUGUGUGGACUUGAAAUCUAGUCUAGUCCUGACCUCAUAGUCAAAUUUGAAAUAUUAUCCCUUGUCAAAUCAGAUGCCAAUGAUGGCCAAGGAAGAUUCAGUUUUGGUAUUUCUUGCACCUUUUGGUGAAGAAUCAAUGCAACAUUGUAUAGAAUUUGUAACUUAUUGACUUUAGAAUUUCCCUCAGUUUCUGUGUUGGAAUUCACAUCAUCAUAAUCAAUGGUACAGCUCUCUUCAAUCUUCAUCAUUGUUUUCAGACUUAGGGCCUGUUUAUAUGGAAGCCGGCCUGAUAAGCGAGACAGCCUGGUAAGCAAGAUCUUGCUGUGUAGUUAUUUUUAUAGUAAAAAUUAUUGUGCGUUUAUAUGGACAAGCGGGCUGGCCCGGUUGCCGAGAUCUCAUUUGAAAGAGGCUAGAUCUCGCUUACCGGGAUUGAAAUUUCUCCAUAUAAACAUUUACAAGCGGGCUAUCCUGGUUGCCGGGAUGAAAGUUCAAAGAUACUGCCCCAUUUUAAUUUUAACAACUGUCAAAACAAUACAAUGUAACAAAAUCGUCCCGGCAAGCGGGAUGAAAGUUCCUCAUAAACACAAGAGAAAUUCAUCCCGCUUACCGGGCUGUCUCACUAAGCGGGCCAGCCAGACUUCCAUAUAAACAGGCCUAGGCCCUUAAUUGACAUAUGUUCCUCAACCAAUUCAGAAGAAUCCAAAUUUUCCACAUAUACAAUUUCACUAACAUUUCUCAUUUUCGGUACACAGAACACAAGUUGGGGAUAACUUUUCAUCAUUCAUUGCUUGAGUUUAAAAGCUCUAUAUUUAGAUGCAUCCACAUUCUCAGUGUCCUUAUAAGCAAUGAUAACAAAUUUCUCCAGCAAAUCUUUCAUAUAAUUUAUUUGCUUAUUUCCGAUGACCUCCAUCUCAAUCACUUUUUUACAGAAUACAUCAUAAGACUUCUCGUACACUGAUGCUCUCGUUGCUUCUUCGUCUCUCUGGUGAGAAAUAUUGUAUAUAAAUUGCAGUAGCAAACUUUGUGAUAGCGGAUUUCCAGAGCUACACAGUCUUUCCCCUGGAUUUGCAUGAGUAUCUGUUGAUCAUUCUUUCUCUCGGCAGCUGUACGUAGAAGACCAGCAUCAAUUGUUUCUGCCAACAUGAGUGGAGUUCUUCUCUUCUUAGUUGCCUGGUGUGAAACAAAAUAAAAACAAGGUUGGAUGUUUGUAGCAUGGAAACUACUUUACCUUAAGUAAACUUAAUUGAUCACAAUUCAAUAUAUUUUAAAACCAAACCUGAUGAUGAUAAUGAUGAUGAUAAACCUUACCUGAUGAUGGUUCCAUUCUAAGUUAAUGGUAUCAGGAUUCUUCUCCAUGUAUGAAUUGACAGAUCCGUCAUCGAUGUUCUCGUACGAUUUCUUAGCUAUUUCAGCUUGUUGACAUUUAAGUUUGGCCCAUUUUGACCUGCACUCAAGAAAUUUCUUAAGCCUUUGGCGUGUAACUUUGCAAAGUUGCUGCUCCGUAACGCCAUCAAAAUGCAUAAAACAUGAGGAUAUUCGAGUUUUAUAAAUAUCUUCAGCCAUGUUUAUUUGCAUAACUGAGCGUGUUUCCACUUCGAAGCAUGUGCGCAACCUCGUACCCAGGGCUAGUCGCGAAUUGAAGGUGUCGCCGCCUUCAAUUCGCGACUAGCCCUGGGUACGAGGUUGGCAUGUGCGUUGGUUGUGCGCGUGCGCAGUGCGAGUUUGGGUGAGUUGCGCAUGCGUAUUUGCUAUCAAAACAAUGGCGGUUCGAAUAUUUCGAAGCGCGAAAAUAUCAAACUUUGGAGGGAUUUUUCUCCCAAUUGUGCACCUGUUUCGCUUGGGAGCAACGGAUUUUGAUAAAGUAAGUUUUUAUCUAUUUAUUCAUGUGAAAAUUACGUAGUUACACGAGGGGUGCAACGGAAUCCGUUUUCUAAGCAUCUUUUGGAUGCUCAUCCUACGGCCUAUUAGUGUUAUAGUUGCACAUGUACAGGGAGCCCUACCCAGAGUUCUGUCAUCUGUGAUGGUAUAUUUCCUGAAGCAUGCCUAUAAUCAAUGCAAAGUGUUUUUCUCCUUGCCCUUACUCUAUUGCAACGAAUACAUAAUUAAUUUAGAUGAGUUCCGUUUUUUUGUGAAACCCUGUAUAUACAGUACAUGUUAAUAUACUAUUCUAUGUACUGUACAUGUAAUAAUGAAGCAGUGGAUGUUAUUAUGACCACUUUUAUUAUGACUGUUACUCUUUUUAAUAAUUUCACAUUUUAUUAUAACAGAUCCAAAAGAGCCAUAUAGUGUUACUCUUGAGAUGCAUGACCAUCCCAAGGGCAGAUAUAAAGAUAACGUGCAUGUGAAUGUAAGUAAUUGUACUGUAUGUAUAACUUACACAAGGUGCGUUGGUAUGCGAAUUACCGCACCCUGCGUGUUUACAUAUAAAUUACAGAGGGUGGACAAAAAAAGUAGCUCGCAUAAAAAAUGGUAUAUCCUGUUCUUCUGCCACAAUAAGUAAAGAAAGUCCUAACAAAAGUUAUGUUUUUGAACUUACUUAUUUAGUUUUGUGUGUGUGUGAAUAAAAUUUGUGAUUUCAAGUCAAGGAUUAGAAAAAUAGAUACGUUUACAGAGUUUUUACUCAAAAUUAAAAAUGGCGGAUUUGAAUCAGAAAUGUACGUAUAUCGUUGGAUGAUAUCUAUAUCAUGCGGUUUUACUUUGCAUCAUUCAUCCAGAAAUGAACUGCCCAAAGGUUUGAAUGAAUCGGGAGGAACUGACUGAUGUGAUGCAGCAAACAUUUGUCAGUUUUCACACGUGUAUGUGAUAAGAACGUUUGAACAGAUUGAGUCUGAUGUGCGAAUCUGUCCAAACAUUCUAUCACAUACACGUGUGAAAACUGACAAAUGUUUGCUGCAUCACAUCAGUCAGUUCAAACUUAUCUUGACCGUUGACUUACAACCCUGGAAGCCAAGAAAAGACAGUGUUUUGCAUCAAAUUGUGUGGUAACGGUUUAUUGAAAGAUUGCGAUAUAGCUUUACCAUGCAGUAUUUCAUAACUUAGUAACAGUAGCUUGGCGGCACACCUUUGUUAUUAUAAAAAUACUUGAUUUACUGUACUACAUUCUAGCCAUUCAGUACCCUGACGAUACAACUGCACACAUGAAUUACAUUAACUAUUGGAGCUUUAUGCCAUUCCACUUUAAUUUGUGACUAAGUUAGGAAUAUCAGAACAUUGUGGCGAGAAUAAUUUGAUAAUUUUGGCACAUUCCUGAUUCAAAUCCGCCAUCUUUAAUUUUGAGUAAAAACUUUGUAAACGUAUCUAUUUUUCUAAUCCUUGACUUGAAAUCACAAAUUUUAUUCACACAACAAAACUAAACAAGUAUAAGUUCAAAAACAUAAAUAUUGUUAAGACUUCCUUUAUUUAUUGUGGUAAAGAACAGGAUAUACCUGUACCAUUUUUUAUGGGGGGAGGUACUUUUUUUGUCCACCCCCUAUAUGUUAAGCUUUUAACCGUCAAUAUUGCAGGAUCCCGGCUAAUGCAAAUGAAUUUACCUUUAGGCUUUAUCAUAACUCAUAAGACAUGACUCAAAAUAACGGUUAAACGUUUAAUGGCUAUAUAAGGUUUUCGUGAUAAACGAAGUCAAAGUAAUCAGAGUCGAGGCAAAUGAAAAUGGAUUUAUCUUUACCCUCGUUAGGCUUUAUUAUGAGACAAGGCUGAAAAUAACGGCCUGUCACCGGUCAAUGACCUUUCCAAAUUUUUAAUAUAACCGGUCAAAUUUGUAUAAAGAUGUCAGUCAUAGUGACACUCUGACAGGCCUUACAACGGCAUUGGUUCUCUAAAGGUUGUGGAUCUGUUAAAAACUAUGUAAAUUUUAAGGAUUUUCUUACUAUUUAACAUUUCGUGUUUGAGUGCAUGUUGUCACAGCAACAAAAACAAUUUGCCGAGAAUGCUUCUUCGAAGAUCAGGUGCACGAUUUACACUUUUUUUGUUGUGUUGCGUUUUGAUAAUUUUUGGGUCGGGAUUUGACUGACAGAUCACUCGGCAAGUAUGUAACAAAAUUUUGUUAAGCUGACAGACAUAGUUUGCUGAUAUUAUGAUUAUAGAGGAUCCAUAUUUAUUAUAACCACUUAUUCACCUUUUGGUUUUUUAAGGUAAAGUUAAAUGACAGUGAAAUAAUUGUAAAAUACUAUAACCUCAGCAAAGAUUGCUUGCAAGGUGCGUUUUUUUUCAAUGUUUAUGUUGCCUGUCUUUUAACAUUUUGUAGUUCGCCUUUCAUUCAAUUUAGUCCAUCGUUGUCCAGUAUAUGCAUCGUUGAAAUGUUCUAUGAGCCAUUUUCCAAAAUCCUGGGUCUAGUCGCGCGAAUCCCUUGUUGGAGGGACAAGAAAUAUGGCAGCACACAUUUAAAUUAAAUGUUUAAUGUAAAAAGGAGAUACUUCAUUUUUGGUCGUCUAAAAAGUUGAUAUUUAAUAGUAGAUACUUCUACUUUUUCACAUAUUUGACGCCUGUCUCCAUAUAUUUUGUCCCUCCGAACGAUCCCAGAAUGCACUGUGAUCUCUUUUGGGAAGAGGCUAAUUAGGUACAACGUAUACAUAGAGUCUGUAACUUUUUGGAUGGCAAUGUACAUGUGUAUUCAUACACUCCUGAAAUUCGCCAUAUUUUUUAGAUCAGUUGGAGGUCCACCCCAUUGAACUAUAAAUAACUGGAAGGCUAACUCCUAUGAUGAAAGUCUGUGAUUCGUUGAAGCCGGCGCGCGGGAAAAUCAGCUUUCAAAAGGAAUAAGGAGAGUUUCGAGGAGCGAAAAAAAUUCGGUCAAAAGUUUGUUUUCGAGCAAGAAUUUCCAAGAAAAACACUUUUUCCAUGGGAAUACUACAAUGAUUCGGAUUCAAACCAGGUUUUUCGAUUAGUUCCGACUGUUUUACAUCUCUCUGCAGCAAAAAGUGAGGAGUUUGGCUUUUGUAUUUUGAAAAAAUGACGAAGGUUUGGACGUACCGAAGGAAACCUCGCUCUUCAACUAAAAAAAAAUACUAUAAAACAUUUUGACAGUGCCAAAACUUAUGUUGUACUAAACUCCAGGUAUUGGUAUUGAUCCUAAACUUUUAUUCAUUAUUUUUUUCCUUCUAAAACGUUUUUUUUCCUUCUAAAACAUAUUAACAAAUUGGCGUUUUUCAAGUGAUGUUAUUUUCGUCGUCCUUUUCUUGUUGGCCACUAUGAGCACUUUGAAUAUGGCAAUAUUUUUGUCAAUUUUUAAAUGCUUUUUUUUUCGACCCUAAAACGUUCGAUCUUCUUGAAACUUCGCAUACAGAUGUAUUUUACAUGGGUUUAAAUAAUUCCUGAGGUAUGACGUCUUAGUUUUAUCUUAAACCUUCAAAAACUCAGAAAAAGCAACCUAAAACGCGCGGUUUUUCUGACCGUUUAUGCUUAUGGUCGUGUUUUUUCGUGUUUUUUUUUUUGCUAAUUCGUGAUUUGUUUGCUUUGCGAAUAUUAAAUUCGUUUAUCAUACUACUGAUAUAAAUUAAAUUCGGUGGUAUAACUAGUGUUUUGGGGCACGAUUUAUCUAAUCAAAAAAUGUGCAUAAUUUGAAAGGACUGGGUCUACCUACAAAACAAGCUUCAAGCACGGCAUCAACUCCCUCCCUGACUUAGUCUUCCAGUUUAUUUGUAGUUCAAUGGUCCACCCAUGACACCAUGAAACAAUGCCAUGCGCCCACGAUCAUUGAUGAAUUUUAGACUUCCACUGGGAAAAAAUGUGAAAUCCAUACAUUGAAAUUGCACCACUAAAUCCAUUGUAUAUCCAUACUAUUUCGAUACUAUAUCCAUAGUAUGGAAAUAUACAAUUAUUAUGGAUAAUCAAAAGUCCAUUCUAUUUCCAAAAAAGGUCCAUACAAUUUCCAUUCUAUGGAUUUUGAAAAUGUUCCCCAAUGCUUUCCUUUUCCCGGAGGUGCAAGCAACCUCGGGGAAAAUACCGCACUUGGAAUAUAUUAAAAUUCAUAAUGGGCAGUAAUUUUAGCCAGGCUAAUAUUAAACUAAAUGCGUCCACAGAUUCUGUUUUGCAACUAUUUGCAAAUGACGUCCUUUGGUCGGAGACUUUGCAUGCGAUUUGCAGGAUAGAAUAAUUAACAAUUAUUCACUAGAAUAUUAAGCAAAACAAAAAUGACCAAAAAACAACGAAAAUAAUUUUAAAACAAUUUGUAUUUCAGCUUCCAUAAUAGUUUUUAAACAAAAUUGUUAUUUUCUGCUGGCAGAGAUACUGUAUGAAAGAAGCAGAAAAUGUUUUCUCACAACACAAGGCUGGGAGCCCGAUUGUGAAUCGGGUGUAAACGGGUGGUGCAGGUUAAGCCAGUACAUGUUGUUGUUACUUCCACAAGCUUGACUAAAGUACCCACCCAAUCCCCCGUUAGUAUAAGACAAUUUAUAGCCUGUUAGUGUAGUGGAUUUUAAUAACGGAACUUUUUGGUAAAUUUUCUGUGUCGAAUUACAUUAGGUGCCAUAUAGUUGUGUAUGAUUUGCUGUGUUAGCUGUUAAUGUUCAAUUAAAUAUAAGUCAAGCGUGCGGCAGAAUGGCUGCAGCAGCUCCUAGCGGCCAGCAGUGGUUGAGAACAGUUUUUACACGCCUUUAGUAAUUUUAUUUAUUGAAAAUAGCUUUACAAUUGCUAAACAACACUUUGUGGCUUUCUUCGUGUUUGGCGAAAACACAGCUUCGUAUAGUACAAAAAUUCGCUCGUCUAUAACCGGAACGAAACGGGAAACCAUCUUGUUUUUGUCCGGAGAUGAAUAGUGCAAGGAUAUCCUGAGCUGAGUAACCAAUCAAAUUGUGUGAAAAGCACUAUCCAUCUCCCGAGUAUAUGCUAAUGUUAUUUAUUACUAAUAUAUGUAAAUGUUUAUUUUUGAAGCCAUAUUUUAACGUGAUAUGCAAAUCAGUAGAAAGUAGAAUAAAUCAUGUCUGUGAUUUUUAGCCAGGCCUAGGUCUCAUUAACGUUUUUUAGUGCCCGUGCGCAAAAUUCAUAACUUCAAAAUGCAUGCACAGUAGAAAAUUAGGCUUCGACCGUAACGGGCUCCUUAUAUUGGCCCGGUUGGAAACGUUCUGUGAAAUGAGGAUAAAAUGUUGCGAGAAUGUUUAUAACGAUAUUGCUUACCGAGUUGCGAGAAGAGAUCUACUGUAUAGGCCCUGACAAGUGAAGAAUAUUAUUCAUAUUCUGCAUUAUCGCGUUAGUAAGGUUAAUAUUUAAUAAGUGUGCAUGUUUUUAUCGUUUACUUACACAGGGGGCCCCACUAUGAGUUAUGAUUGAAAUAAUAUUGUAUUUAUUUUUAAAAACCUACUUGAAUCCCUUGAUAAUCGAUUAUUUCUUCUCUCGAAGUUCUGUAAACAUUUCGAACUGCUUGGAGUCAUUAUACUAUCACUCUACAUGACGUUUCACGAAGUAUAGAUGAUCGCUGACAAGUAAGAACGCGGGCGCGAAAAGACGAAGGCGGCGAAAGAAGGGAGAAUUAAACUAAAGGGUUGAAACUUCGGCGGGUCAUCGUUUGAUGUGUUCCAUAACUAGGUUGUUCUCCGGCAAUUUCACACGGGGCCCCAAUGUGAGUUAGGAUUGAAAAAAUAUUGUAUUUAUUUUUAAAAACGUACUUGAAUCCCUUGAUCAUCCAUUAUUUCUUCUCUCGAAGUUCUGAAAACCUUUUAAACGGCUCCGACUCAUUAUACUUGACGUCACGAGAACAACCUACUUAUGGAACACAUUGUGCGAAAAAACCCUUCGAGUGUUUCAUGUAAAAACAUGCGAAAAAUCAAUCGUUUAUUGAAUCUACUACAUCAGUUGUGAAGAUAUGCCCAAAAAGACGUAGAAUCUGCAAAAAAAAUAUUCGAAAACACAAAUAAAUUGUGAAUUUUAAGGCAUUUAGAAAUGUCAUCUAGUCGAAGUUUCAACCCUUUAGUUUAAUUCUACCUUCUUUCGCCGCCUUCGUCUUUUCGCGCCCGCGUUCUUACUUGUCAGCGAUCAUCUAUACUUCGUGAAACGUCAUGCAGAGUGAUAGUAUAAUGACUCCAAGCAGUUCGAAAUGUUUACAGAACUUCGAGAGAAGAAAUAAUCGAUUAUCAAGGGAUUCAAGUAGGUUUUUAAAAAUAAAUACAAUAUUAUUUCAAUCAUAACUCAUAGUGGGGCCCUCUGUGUUACUUAUCCUGCGUUAAGUCCAGGUUCAUCAGUAUUUCCAUAGAGUGAAAGUUUUAUGUUAUUUCAGAUUCAUCUGUGGGAAAAAGUAGGACUUCUAGUCGACGAUUGAUUGACACGGACGAAAACUUAUUAUUUACACUGACCAAACAAAAUCAGUGUGAUGAUGUAUAUGAUAUUACAAUAAAGAACAAGUAUAACAAGGUCAUUUUUGAAACGUCCAUGAAGGCGAAAACCCGAGUGAAAGUCACACCUCGUGCAGCUGAUCAACAGCUCAAAGGCACGCUAGGUCGAUGGUAUUUGUUUCUUAAUGUUGAUACCGAAGACAGGAUAAGUCGUGCAAAGGUAAUUUAAUAUUUUAAAGUGCAGUCAAAACAGGUUAGUAAUAUUAGGCGUGGCGUCUGUUUGCAUUUCAGACAUUUAGCAUGCAUGGAUAGAUCAUAGAUCCAGGGUCAAUCUUCGGCCGCCAAAUCCAAGGCUGCAAGCUGUUACUGUGGAAUCCUGAAUGUAGCGCCCCUCCGAAAGAAGCUGGAACGCACGAUGGCGUUACUUUAUUUAUCCCAUACCUGUGUUAAAAGCGGCUUUCUGAUUGGUUUAGAGCAGGUGAGUUUGUCGUCGAGCUCACCUACCAUGUGUGUAUGGCUCGGUGUAUGGGAUAAAAACCAAACGUACUUGCAGGUUCGGUUAGUCCGGGAUUGGACGCACAUCGGGUGGCUGGAAGUUUCCCGAACUCACCUCGCUUCGCUCGGUAAGUUCGGGAAACUUCCAGCCACCCUCGGUGCGUCCAAUCCCGGACUCACCUCCCUGCAAGUACGUUUGUUAUAUAAUUGUUUGGUAACUAUUGUGUUUAGUAACCGGACGUAAGAGGGGCCCAGCUACUUUUUGGAUUCUACGGUAAGUUGUUAUUCAGACGGAGACCGGUUAUGGCGGAUAUACUAUAGAAAUAUCCGUCCAGAUUAUCCAAGAUGAUUGUCCGACCGGUAUAUUUGGAUUGGUUACGUUUUUAACACAACUUUGUUACCGCCACGAAAUUAUCGGUUGCCAUCAUGCCUAUACAGUAGUUUUAAAAUAUUCUCUUUUUUAUAGCUUUUCCUUGAUCUCCCUCAAUCAACUCUCAGUGGUCAUGGUUUCUUAAUGGAACGUGUAUUUCACAAUGACCCAAACUGCCACCCUUCUGGUAAGACAUGUUUAUAUAGUUUACUUUAUUACCAUGCAGAUAGGUAUAGGUACAUAUGUUUUUAAUUAUUAAUAUACCUGAGUUCGUUAAGGCUGUGUUUCAUUAUGGUCGCGUUGUCCGCGCGGGACGAUAUACUAUAUUUCACCUUGUCGACGUGUCAGCGCGAUUGAAUACGCGCGCGACUCUAGUAGAUAGCUCGUUCCAGCCCUGGAAAAAGUGAUGACGUUCCUUGGAUCCUAGAUUUGCCCCAUUCAAUUGUUACUCAAAAGUGCGUAAACGUGCGUAGAAUGUACUGAAUAUGUACGUGUACUGAAUAUUAUUGAGGAAAACUUCGAAUUAUUUCAAGAUAUAGUCAGCAAAAUUUUUUAUUUAUUGAUAGGAUUUCGAGAUUAAGAAAAGGUUAAAGACUCAGGCAUAAUUAAUAACUAUUUAACAAUUUGGGCCACAAACAAGUAAAGUAAAGCAAAACAAUAAGCGCGGGAUAAUUCUUCACUGAGCCCACAAUGUUAUGCAAUAAGUGCUCCGCGACAUGACCAUUUUUCUGUGCAAUUUCCGGUCAUUAUCUCAUUUAUCUCAUCUGCAUGCCAGGAUGAAAUGAGCUAAGAUUUGUUGCUUUAAAAGCAAGAUUAGUUUCAAAAGCGAACUGUAUGAUUUGAACUGAUUUCGUUUCAACUGGAAGAAAGCCUAUUAAGCGAAUAGAUAUUUAAUAGGCAAAAACAGUUGUUUCGUUACUGAGACAUGGUUAAACGACAAAAUUCCGUCAAGCCUGGUGUGUCUCCGCAAUUACGUUUUUGUCAGAAAAGACCGGUGUGACUCGCGGUCGGGGGGUGGAGUGGCUAUUCUGUGUAGAGACGACUGGAAAGUUAAAAAUCUUGAUUUUGACAACAACCUUGAGUGUGUUUGGUGUGAAAUUGUAACACUUAAUACUAAAUACUACGUAGCUUCAGUAUAUCACCCACCUGACCCCAUUUAUCCUGAGACUGAGUUACUAAAUUAUUUGUCUGAAACUAUAGAACAGAUUCUUUAUCCUGAGCCCAAUGCAAGAAUAAUUUUAGCAGGAGACAUUAAUCAAUUCAAAACAAAAGACCUUAUCAGUCAGCACAACUUGGAACAAUUAGUCAAGAAGCCUACCCGAAAUCAUAAAAUUUUGGAUGUAUUUUUAACCAACUGUCCACAUCUUUGGGAAAAGUCAAAGGUUUUUAAAGGUCUAGUAAGAUCUGACCAUUUGGUUGUCAUGGUUUCUCCGCGACAUGCUAUAAAACCCGAAAGAAAGGAUGUCUACUUUAGAGACGUAAGAGCUCAUCGGAAGUUCAGUAUGAUGAGGAAAUUGGAGACAUGUGAUUGGAGUCACAUUCAUAAUUGCAAUAAUGUCAAUGAUACAGUUACUCUAUUAAAUGACACUAUCACUAACAUGUUUAAUGACUGUUUCCCGUUAAUUAAAGUAAAAAUGUCAACACGUGACCCACCAUAUAUGUCUCCUUUGAUCAAACACUUAUGUAAGAUAAGGAAUAAGAAUACAGCGAAGGGAGUCAACAAUGAUCUUCAAAAACGUAUUGAUGAGCUAACACGUGGAAAUCUUGUCCAUUCCGUUGAUGAUGAGAAUAGAAAAAAUAGUUUUGGAUCCAAAAAGUGGUGGGAUACUGUGAAUAGAAUUACUGGCAGAAAAAGCAAGAACAGCAAUAUUAGCUCAGUCAUCGAUCCACAACAUAUUAACUCGUACUUUCAAAAUGUAAACACGGAUGCGAAUUACAUAUCCCCCCAAUUCAUACCAUUUCCUGUAGGCACUCGAGUUCCUACCAUUGAUGAGCCUACUGUUAUAAGUUUUUUGACGAAACUAAAACGAACAGCGCCAGGUCCUGAUGGGCUUCCAUAUUGGUUAUGGAAAGACUUUGCACAACUUUUAGCGCCCAUAAUUACCAAAUUGUUCAAUCUCUCAAUAGAACAACAAUGUGUCCCUCUGAUGUGGAAGCUCGCUAAUGUGAACCCUUUACCCAAAGAAUCUCCUUUGACAGAGUGUAAUCGGUUGAGGCCUAUAUCGCUCACAAACAUCAUUAUAAGAUUAUUUGAAAGGGUAGUUUAUAAACAGGGGAUUGCGUCUGCAUUCAAAUCCGUGAUCGGAUGAGAUCAAUUUGCUUGUAAAGAGGGAACAAAUACUACCGAUGCUCUGAUUAUGUGUUUGCAUCAUUGGCUCAAGUGGCUGGAUGAAGGUGCAGACUCUGUUAGGGUAAUAUCAUUUGACUAUAAGAAAGCGUUUGACUCGGUAUCUCAUCACAUUAUUUUAAAACACUCGAAAUUAACCCGUAUACUUUAAACUGGAUUAUUAGUUUUCUGGCCAACAGAAAACAAAGAGUUGUUGUUGAUGGCAUAGAAACUGUUUAUGUUGAUGUUAACAAAGGCGUACCGCAGGGUACGGUUUUGGGUCCCUUUCUAUUUUCGUUGAUGGUUAAUGAUAUAAAACCCAUGGAUGCGCAAAACAACCUUUGGUCAAAUUUGCUGACGAUAUAACGACAAGUGCUCCAGUAAAAUCAGGAUCGGAUUCUGCUGAGGCUGAGGUGGAAAGCAUUCAGAAUUGGUCGGAAGCAAAUCAAAUGACAUUAAAUCUUUCUAAAACGUGGGAAAUGGUUGUGCACGGUGGGUCUAUGAAACCGUUACCGGCACCGAUUGUAGGCAUUGAACGAAAGAGCUGGUUGAAAUUAUUAGGUGUCACAUUUCAGGAAAAUCCAUGUUGCUGGGAUCUUCAUAUCGAUGAUCUUCUGUCGAAGGCUAGUGGGCGUAUGUACAUAUUGAGAGUGUGUAGAUGCUAUGGUUACUCUGCAGAUCAGCUAAGCAAAUUAUUCGAUUCGCUAAUCAUGUCACUCUUUUACUAUUGCAUUGAAGUGUGGGGCUCUGCACUCCAAAAGAAAUAUUUGGAUCGUAUAGACAAGUUUUUCCGGCGGGCUUAUCGUUAUGGAUAUACGACAAAGAGUAUUAAGAUAUCUGAAGUGAUCGAGGAGAAAGACAGAAAAUUAUUUAGCAAAAUCGUAUCGAAUCCAGAACAUGCCCUACAUGAAUUGCUUCCUGUGUGUAAACAAAGGAUUUUAAGACAAAGGGAACAUAACUUUAUUUUACCUCAAAUUAAAACGGAACGAUUAAAUGAUCCUUCAUAA